Thlaspi arvense is the source of this 276-nucleotide messenger RNA. The record is from the annotation of a GenBank genome assembly. Lineage: Eukaryota; Viridiplantae; Streptophyta; Magnoliopsida; Brassicales; Brassicaceae.
AUGAUGCUAAUAGUGAUCCUAUCAAUUUCUCAAUACGCAAAAGGUGAUAAUUAUCUUGCCCUUGCUCCAAUGAUCGAGAAAGGGCUUCUACCAAAUCCAGUGUCUUGUGUUAGAACGACAAUGACAAUUCCUAAUUGUGUAGAUGCAGUGAAACAAUUCAAGCUUAGAAAUAUCACAAGAGAUUGCUGCUCCGUUCUACUCGGUAUUACACAAGAUUGUUUUGGGAUUUUGUUUCCUAUGGGUUUUGUCUAUCGUGUUAUGAUUAAGAAUAUUUAA